AUGGUGAAGUUGGAUGUCACUCUCCUCCGCUUUAUGGAGGAUGAGGACUUCCGCGUGCUCACGGCGCUCGAGAUGGCCAUGCGCAACCACGACGUCGCCCCCACCGCGCUCGUCGAGCGUAUCGCCCAACUGCCCCACGGCGGGUGCCGCAAGCGGCUCAACAACCUCCUCAAGCACAAGAUGAUCCACCAUGAGAACACCAUGUACGACGGUUACGCCAUGAAGUACGGCGCGUACGACUACCUGGCGCUGCGCACGCUUAGCAAGCGAGGCACCUGCACAGGGGUGGGUCACCGUAUCGGGUGCGGCAAGGAGUCGGAUAUUAUCUUAGUGCGGGAUGAGACUGGGCACGACUGUGUGCUCAAGCUGCAGCGUCUGGGCCGCUGCUCAUUUCGCAGCGUGACGCGCAACCGUGACUAUAAGGGAAACGGCCGCACCCGUCACGGGGAGAGCUGGUUCUACCUGUCGCGCCUCGCCUCGCAGAAGGAGUACUCGUUUAUGAAGCUACUGUAUGACGAGGGAUUCCCAGUUCCGAAACCGAUCGACCAGAACCGUCAUGCGCUGCUCAUGGAGCUGGUGCCAGGCACCCUGCUGAACAACAUCACGGAGCUUGGAGACGCCAGCAAGGUGUAUCGCCGCGCUCUGGAGUUGAUGGUGAAGCUGGCUGAGUCGGGGCUCAUCCACGGCGACUUUAACGAGUUCAACUUGAUGAUCACUGACGAGCAGCGUGUCAUCAUGAUCGACUUUCCGCAGAUGAUCUCCAUCAACCACCCCAACGCAUCCGAGCUCUUCGACCGCGAUGUGCAGAACCUCGCCAACUUUUUCCAGCGCCGCUUCAAGGUGGACACCACGUGGUUCCCAAUGCUGACGAAGGAUGUGGUGCGCAAGGGCGAGCUGGAUAAGCAGGUGUACGCGAGCGGGUACUUCACGCGCAAGCAGCAGGAGGAUCUGGAGCGGCUCAUGCAGGAAGGCUUCCAGCGUGGUGAAAAGUGUGACAGCGAGGCAGCAUCCCGUGACCGCGACAGUGACGCGAGCAAGGAUGAUGGUGAUGGGAAUGCUUCGCAGAACUUCGACGUCAACAGCGUGGACGUGAAUGAAGGAGGGGUGGGCAAGCUCACGAGCAUCCCCGGCGGAGCAAACGGUGGCGAGGAAAAUGAGGAGAGGGAGGAGGGCAGCGACGACGACGUGAGCGAAAGUAGGUGGCUGGAUGAGGCCAUGAAUGCUGCCCGCGUGCGGCGCCAAGGCGAGUUCUACCCCCGAAAUGUGCAUCGAAACGCGAACUUUUUAUCCGAUGGCAACAUCAACGAGGACCACGUGAAGCACCAAAUUCGCAGGACUAUUAGGUGCAGGGAGAACAGUGACUUCAACCGCCACCUGCACCGCAAUGUGCAGAAGGGCAGGCAGAAGCAGAAGAUUCAGCGUCAACUCAAGAGCUCCAAAGGUGAGGGCUUCUUUGACUAG
Leishmania braziliensis MHOM/BR/75/M2904 is the source of this 1461-nucleotide messenger RNA. RefSeq lists its product as hypothetical. NCBI's taxonomy places the organism in Eukaryota, Euglenozoa, Kinetoplastea, Trypanosomatida, Trypanosomatidae. The transcript has a single exon. Gene Ontology annotation, biological process: protein phosphorylation; maturation of SSU-rRNA. Bases 1 to 1461 code for a protein of 486 amino acids. The record is from RefSeq and is a predicted model, not a curated record. Gene Ontology annotation, molecular function: ATP binding; protein serine/threonine kinase activity. Gene Ontology annotation, cellular component: preribosome, small subunit precursor; nucleus; cytosol.